This is a messenger RNA of Fopius arisanus, 4000 nucleotides long. RefSeq lists its product as uncharacterized. The transcript has 4 exons. Lineage: Eukaryota; Metazoa; Arthropoda; Insecta; Hymenoptera; Braconidae. The coding region runs from base 178 to 840 and encodes 220 amino acids. The record is from RefSeq and is a predicted model, not a curated record.
UGAAGAGGAAAUUCUUCUAAUUUUCACUGGUCAUUGUUGGUGGAUUUUUCUCAGGUGGGGGCGAUAUAAAGUCCAACUACCUGGACUAGAUUUCAUGGAGUUCGUGCCCAUCUGGAUUCAGUGACUAGUGGAGAUUCGGGAAAUGAGUGAUUCUCUCGUGGGGAAUGGAUCGUUCAAAUGAAGUCACUCACGUUUUCUCGGAGAAUGAAUAUUCAAAUUUUGUUCUUGUUCACGGUCAUUGUGGUACUCUUGGAACUAGUGCAAUUACCGGAAGCGCGGAAAUACGUACGACCCUGGAAAUUUCAUAGUUCGAAGGCUCGAUGGCAUCCGUUUUCACGACUACCUUGGUAUCGAUUCAAGAGACCACGGAAAUAUCGCCGAUCGAAAUGUCAGUACUCGAGUCGGUAUGCGUCACAUCAUGUCGCUGAUGAGGAGCCUUAUACCAUAGAAAUUGAAUUACCAAAACAUCGCAGGGGUGGAAAGCAUCAACGCUAUUUGAAAAAAUGGGACAAGCGACAUCGGGAUUAUGAAGAUUCUGAGGAAGACUACGAGGAUGAAUCGGAUGUGAUUUUUAAGGAACGGGGAGUGAUGGGACAGUGGAUAAAUGGUGUCAACCCAAAGCUCCGGAUCAAGAUUUCUCGGGAUGAUAAUUUGGCUCUGCUCCCAUUCAUCGAUAUGAAGAACGUGACUCGAGUCGAUGGCGGUCUCCAAAACACAUACCACCAAGUAACACCAUUGACCCACCCAAAAGACAAUCACAGAGAAGGGAUUUCCGGGGCAGUGAAUUCCCCCGAAUUCUCCAGGUUUAAAAUUCAUAAGUCUCUUAUAGGAAAUAAAUAAGUGGAACCAAACAAAUUAACAUACUUAAAUAUCAAGUGCAAUGGAAUUUCAAAAUAAUAUCAAAUUUUCUGAAUUCCAGUCUAGAAAUUUCAAGUUAUGCUCAGCAAUAAAAUACCAAUAAAUAUAUCAUAAUGAAAAAUUGAGAUUGAAAAAAUGAAUUAAAGUGAGGAAAAUUGGAGUUGAGAUAGGCAAAAGGGCUGAUAGAAGGGCCUCACGUCAACGCUCUUUCUCGUUCCAUCAUUUUAUUUCUAACAUAAUAGUCAACGAACAUAUAAUAAUAGUAAUAAAUACUUAUCCUAUGUUUAUCACUUAAUAACAUACAGCGUGAAUGUUUUACUUCGUUUUGCUCGCAACGCACAUACUGUCUGCUUCUCUUUAUUCACAACAAUCGUCAACUCGAUCAUCCAUACACUCCCCUUUUUUAUCAUUCCUUCUAUUGCACAAGGGAAGAUAGCACGGGGAAAAAUAUACUCACGUCAAGUGGGGAAUGGCUUUUAUACUGCCAGAGAUAUGAGAUUUGUCGUUGUUGGUUUGGAAAAUGGGAAAUUCAUAUUUCUAGGAUACGAUGUUGCAUAAUAUGGGGAGGUUACUCUAGAGAUUUUAGUAUCUGGUAGACAUCACGUGUUACGCAAAUGUCACGUGUUUGUGGAUUCUGUGGUCUAUCAGGGCUCUUACUGCGUCAAUUUUAUUCAAUGGGAGAGGUUCUGAUGUUUUCGCUCCAAUUACUACUCCUGGUAAUUUAUGUCAUGAUAAUUAAAGGUAUAAUAAUAAAUGGAAAAUGGCUAGUUGACGUUACGUUUGAGGCAGUGAAUUUCCUUGAGGAAUUUCCAUAUUCAUUCUAAAAAUUUCACCUGUAUUCAUUAAUUUCUCUUCAACAUAAAUUCAUUAAUUAAUAAAUAGGGUUUACCGUGCAACAAAUAUAUUCAUGAAUGAAUAUAUUCAUUUUUCUCAAUCUAAAAUGGAUAGAAUACAUGGAUAUAUUAAUUCACCAUCCGUGAAUAUUUAUGAUUGCAAUGGAAAAUAGGAGACGAAUUAUUCUGAAAUGAUGCACAAGUUUCUCAUCCAAAAAAUAGAGUGCCAGACAUUCGGAAAAUAAAGGAUGUUAAAAGGGGAAUGAAGUAGACAUGUUCAGAAAUCUAUGAAAAAAUUGUACUGGCUGAUGCAUCCGGGUGGAAUCAGUGAUGCGUAAAUAAAUCAACUUUUAAAAUCGAACCCUCACGGAUAAAUUCAGUAUUUCCGUGAACAGGGUGUUGGUAUCGAGCCAAUAGUCGCAUACAUGUGCAUCGAGGAUAUUCAAUGACAUCACCAACGAGAUGAGAUGAAUCCACACGAUCAGGGGAUGAUAUUCAACGCUCAAUGAGCAUUGGAGGAGGUAAAAACAUUGAUAAAACGUGAUUUACAAGAGUUUAAAAUGUAAAUUUGUCGAGUAAAAAAAAAAUGGGGUUGACGUUACCAUUCAGAAGCCCUCUUUUCCCCCAUGAAGCCACAAUUAUCAAAAAUAUCGCACUUGCCUCGUUACCCUCCUGAGUUCCUUUGAUGUUUACUCAGGGUUUCCACGACUCACUGUACCGUAAAUAAUGUAAUUUGUCACGUGUGCAAAUGUUCGGGCGCAAGGUACGUGUGCUCAACGCUCUAUGUAAUGCAACAUGGUAGACGAGCAAUGUCAGUUCAUUCUCUCCCAUUAUUCCAGCCACGUAACGCCUGUAUAUUUUUUUUCCCCACCAUGUGUGUGUUUUAGUUACGAGGGAAUUUGUAACCCCUCCGAGGUCGUACCAACAACGACACACCCCGUCAAAUCCGACGUUAACUGUCAUCUUUAACAAGACAAGACUGACAAAGGAAAUAUCCAACUCCCAGGCUUCAUUGCAAAAGGUUAUUUUUUAUUUAUUCAAUCCCCAUUAUCUUUUCUUUCUCACUCUCGCUCUGACACUCAUUGGGACUUAUAUAAAACAUAGAAACAUACAAACAUACGUGAUUUAUCAUCUCUACUCGCUUUUUUGGGGGAUAAAUUGUCCUGUCGCAUAUUUCUGCCGAGGAAUGGGCGUUGACAUUCGAUUUUUGCAUUUUUUCAUUAUUUACUUCUGCGUCAGUUUAUGUCAAUUUUUAAAAUAAAAACAAGUAUGAUACAUAACGAUUUCAGUCGUGAGCACGAAAAAAAAUUAACAGGAAAAUUCACUCUGACAUUGUAAUUGUGAGUGUAGCGAAAGAUAUUGUAAUUUUUACUACAAUGUCAGGAUAAAAAUUAAUGAAAUGAGCCUCAGGGUAAAUUUCUCUGUAAUUCGCAUAUUUCCGGGGUAAUUUUUUGUAACAGCAUUUAAUCGAAGAUCUCAAUUGCGAAUACCCAAUUCCCCGCAUUCUCCCCUAAGGUAUUUCCGACUAUAAAUCGGAAAUCCUCGGAUUUCAUUAUCAUCCACCCCUACAAACUACUCUCCUCCUUUUCACGAAGCACUUAAAUCGCAGGCUUAUUUCGUUUUCAUUAAACUUAAGUUAACUACCUCGUUCUACUUCAUAACGAAGCACUUAUGUAUAAAUCCCAAAUAAACUCGUCUCAUUCAAUCGCAUUCAGAUCAAAUCGUUCGACCUCCAAAGGAAUAGCUCAACAGAUAACGGGAAAAAGGAACUCAUCGAUACUUGUUCACCGGAUUAACUCCGUCCUCGUCAAUAUACCUUUCAUUCUGUUUGAAUUUCGUUUAUUAAUUUAUCACAAUGAGUAUUUACCAUAAUAGCACUGCAUUACUCGGGCUUGUAGCUGAUUCACUAUAAUUAUUCAUUUAUUUUUUCAUGCAUGAACGCAACGUCCCAAUGUACGAUACUCAGAGAACAGAAAAUAAUGAGUAAGUAGAUAUUUGUCUGAUAAUGGCAGGAGUAAAACCACUUUCAAUUGAAUAAUUUGAUUGAAUUGAAUUUUUGUACCUGAAUAAUAAGAUGUGUCAAUGAAUUCUGAGUCUCAAAGAAAUAUAAUUAAUCAAAUUGAAGUAUAAUCGAUUUUUUUAACAGUCGAAUGAAUUUUUUUUGUAGAACUUGUUCGAGGAUAUCUUUUUCCAUCAGCCUAGGAUCCUCAGAGAAGGUGAUAUUUUUUGUAUAGUUGAUCGAGGACUUGUGGGAGUACAGGGCGAAUAAAAAAUUGUCUCGCAAUUGCCGACUCCUGAACCCUCCAUGA